Fonsecaea erecta is the source of this 837-nucleotide messenger RNA. RefSeq lists its product as hypothetical. Gene Ontology annotation, cellular component: mitochondrion. The record is from RefSeq and is a predicted model, not a curated record. NCBI's taxonomy places the organism in Eukaryota, Fungi, Ascomycota, Eurotiomycetes, Chaetothyriales, Herpotrichiellaceae. The transcript has a single exon. Bases 1 to 837 code for a protein of 278 amino acids.
AUGGCCCUACAGAACACAACCUUAAAUGUCCUGCCAAAGAUCAGAUGGACUUGUGCGUCCUGUCUCCAGCAACAAUCGAAAACUCAGCAGCGCCAGAUCCCAACCUCCAGCCUGCGCAAUGCGUCUCGACCGGUCAGCUCCAGGACCCUGGUGCAACGCCGGCCAGUACGGGGCGUGCGAUCCUUUACCACGGCUGCACAGCCACAUCAGAGAGUACCUGAUGAACAGCAACAGGCUGUGCCACUAGGUGAUUUCUACACCGAGCUCCUCUCGACACCAAUCCAAAAGCAUCCAACGACAUAUUCCGACCUGCCUAGCUUCGUGCAACCGGGCGACGAGUCAAAGAUGGAAAGAGCCAGGAAGGUGUUUGGAGCGAUACGUGGAUCAGGAUAUGAACGGCGGACUUCGAGCGCGCCCGACUCGACGUGGCGCACGAUCAACGGGGUUCCCGUGCCUCCUAAACCUGCCGAGCCGGACAAUUGUUGUAUGAGUGGAUGUGUACAUUGUGUUUGGGACGACUACCGAGAUGACGUGGAGGAGUGGGCGGCCCGAGUCCACGAAGCACAGUCAAAAGCGCCAAAACGGCGGCGAGGUGCCCCCAAGGUUGAGAUGGCGAGGCCCGAAGUGAGCGAAGCGUCGGGAAGUAUGGACGACGACGGCGGCGGGAGUGAGGGCCUCUGGGCCACACCCUCGGUAGAGGCUGAUGAGGAAGAUAUCCUGUUCAAGGGCAUUCCGGUCGGUAUCCGCGAGUUUAUGGCCACCGAGAAAAGGAUCAGGGAGCGGAAGCGUGCUCGGAAGGAGAAGGGUCAAGCGGUGGACGAUGACGAUUUUGUGUGA